GUUGUAAGACGGCGACUGACAGCAACGGAGAGGAGAAAUCGCGAUAAAUUGAGUUCCGACCGCUCUAAAAAGGCAACCGACCGCGAACAACGGGACAAUACAUGUUGAAGGAUUACAUUCAGUGACGUUAUCUGUUAAUUCCGUCUAAUAUCUGGCGUCAUAUUGGCUGAUGAAGUUAUUUCGGAGGCUGUAACGUUACGUGCUAAGCUUUAUUCAGCCGUCGACAUGUCUUAGUUGAAAACGACGGUUUGUUUUAACUACAUACCUUAGCAGCUCUGGAGAAGCUUUAUGAGGUCGGGAAUUGCAGGUUUGAGUCAUUAACACCAGAAGGGAAUGUUGAUAUAGCGCGUUUGGCCAUAUUGAAGUCCUCCACUGUCAACUUGAGCUCGCGCGUGCGCUCAAUCGUGCGCGUGACCCCAUUUAUUUCACUUUAUCUAUGAUCUGUUGUACUACAUAUAUUAUAUUUAAGCAUAAAGCGAAGUGAGCGUGAUGUGGAAACAUCGUUUAGGAAUGUUAAUUCCAUUUUUAUCCCCGUAAAUGUGCAUGCAUUUAGUGACUUUCCAGGUGGUUCGGAGGCAUUGAGCUGUUUGAAAUUUUAGUUCCUUUGCGUUAACAACAUUUUUUUUAUCUCUAUAUUGUAUGGCGGGUUCUAUGCAUAGGUUGUCCAGUUGUGCUGAUCACUGGGUUUGGGAGCUGGCCCAUUUACUGAAUGAGUUUAUUGAACGAGCUCGUUUAUUCUGAGCGCGCGGCAGGGCAACAUUUGUGUAGAUACAGUAUUCUUACGCAUUGGAAUUUUCUCGUUAUUGUUAUGGGUUUUAAAGCAAACUGCAUAGACAGUCACAGAUCACUUUAUUUCUAAAAGCUCGUCUGCUUUGAAUGAACUAUCACCAGUGGACACUUUAAUGUCGUUUCUAAAUCGCCGAAUCUGAGGACUACAAGCUGGCAUUGGAUUUUUGCACUGCCAUAUAUCACUGACUCGGUGACAUGGUUGUGUUACACUGACUGCUGACCAGUAGUUCGAGGAGAAACUUGAAUGCAAAGACUUUUGGAUUUUGUAGGACAAGACAGAAGAUUAAAAAAUGGGACCUGCAACAAAACUGGCUUUUGGAGUCUUCCUCAUUUCCUGCUCCUCAGGUGCCAUUCUCGGCCGAUCAGAGAAACAAGAGUGUGUGUUCUACAACUACAACCCCAGCUCGGAGAACCGAGGAAAUCGCAGCAGUAUUGAGACUUGCAUGGGAGAGAAGGACAAGAGGCUUCAUUGCUACGCAACUUGGCGAAAUGUGUCAGGAUCGGUUGAAAUAGUAAAGCAAGGCUGCUGGCUUGAUGAUGUCAACUGCUAUGACAGCACUGAGUGUGUUGAGAAGAAGGAGGACCCGGAUGUGUUCUUCUGCUGCUGCGAGGGCAACAUGUGCAACGAGAAAUUUUUCUAUAACCCUGACACACAGCCAGUUCAGAGUAAGGCUCCCCUCAGCGACACAAACAGCAAAGUCUUUAAGGCAACAUCUAACCCCUUCACCCAGAAGCCACCACUGUUUAGUACCCUUCUGUACUCCAUCGUGCCCAUCAUGGGCAUCACGGCCAUUGUCCUGCUCUCCUUCUGGAUGUAUCGACAUCACAAGCUGGCGUAUCCACCUGUUCUGGUGCCUACCCAGCACGCCUUUCAUAUAAUGAUAGAGGACCCUGGACCCAUGCCUCCGUCUCCCACCCUGGUCCAGAAGCCUCUGCAGUUGUUGGAAAUCAAAGCUAGGGGGCGCUUUGGCUGUGUGUGGAAGGCUCAGCUGCUCAAUGACUAUGUGGCAGUGAAGAUUUUCCCCAUUCAGGACAAGCUGUCAUGGCAGAAUGAGUAUGACAUUUACAAUCUCCCUGGCAUGAGGCAUGAAAACGUUCUGCAGUUCUUCGGGGCAGAGAAGAGAGGAAGUAACCUGGACAUUGAGCUGUGGCUCAUUACAGCUUACCAUGAGAAGGGCUCCCUGACGGACUACCUAAAGGCAAACGUAGUGACGUGGAAUGAGCUGUGUCACAUCGCUCAAACCAUGGCUAGGGGCCUGGCUUACUUGCACUCUGACUUUCCCGGACACAGAGACGGCCACAAACCAGCCAUCGCACACAGAGAUAUUAAGAGCAAGAACGUGCUGCUGAAGUCUAACCUGACGGCCUGUAUAGCUGACUUUGGUCUGGCUUUGAAGUUUGAGGCAGGAAAGUCAGCUGGGGACACACAUGGUCAGGUGGGAACCAGACGUUACAUGGCCCCGGAGGUGUUGGAAGGAGCCAUCAACUUCCAGCGAGAUUCUUUCCUCAGGAUAGAUAUGUAUGCGGUGGGACUGGUGCUGUGGGAGCUGGCGGCCCGUUGCACUGCGUCUGAUGGUCCAGUGGACGAGUACAUGCUUCCGUUUGAGGAGGAGGUGGGCCAACACCCCACUCUAGAGGACAUGCAGGAGGUUGUGGUCCACAAAAAGCUUCGGCCCACUCUCAGGGAGUGCUGGCAGAAACAUCCGGGUCUGGCCAUGCUGUGCGAGACUAUAGAGGAAUGUUGGGACCAUGAGGCUGAGGCGCGUCUCUCCGCGGGAUGCGUUGAGGAACGUGUGAUCCAAAUGCAGCGGCAGAACAGCAUCUCAGCCCCGGAGGAAAUAGUCACUGUUGUAACAAUGGUGACCAACGUGGACUAUCCCCCUAAGGAGUCCAGCCUAUGACUAGAGGAUAUCAGCAUGUGAAUUGCGGGCUGACCGAACAGAAAAGAUGCGUCGGGGAUGUUGGUGGACUGCUGUUCUGACCGCUGGCUUUAGACAUGCUGGAUAAUCGUCCUGUACUUACAGCUGGAGCAAAUGCAGACAAUGGUUUAAAACAGGUUUACCUGGAGCCAGCUACAUUAUUGUAUGUGUUGUGUAUAUAUAAACUAGUACCAUGGGUGCUCUGGUAAGGACGGAUGGAUUAUAAACCGACAUCAAAAAUGAACCUCUUGUUGUCGUUUCUCUGCUCAGAGAAAAAACUUUCCCAUUCAAGGAGUAAACGAGACUCCUCCUCCGCACGGGGCUCAUGUCAUUUCAGUAUAAAAAGGGCAAUGUCCAUGUAAAAAAAGACACAUUUAAUGUGUUCGUAUGAUUGACUAUUGUAAUGCCAAUAAGAAACAGCUUUUUGAAUGUGUAGUGUGACGCUGCUGUACAGAUAUCAACAGAAAGGGUGAUGAUCGAUACAACCCAAAUCAACACGCGUUUCCUCUGAAAGCUUUCAGAGUUUCUGUCAGAUAACCACCAACCUCUCGACAAGGUAUACCUCAGUUUCUCAUCCUAAUAAUAAGUUUGUUUUGUAACACUAAAUGAUAUAAAAAAGAGGCUUUUCGAUGACCUCCGUUUGGCACGGAAGCUUUUUAAAUACGGGGAUAACUUUUUUUAUAUGACAGAUUAUGCCAAGAAACGAUGGCCAUUCAUAAACCAGUGUUCUGCCUUCUUUCUUUUACUUGUUCUCUGUGUUGCCCUGCAGUUUAAAAUGUGAUACUUUUUUGUUUUUUAAGCAUUGUGACCGUUUGUUUGUUCAAACAAAUUUUGACCUUUAUCGAGACCUGUUGAGAAGAAAAAUCCCUGAAAAUAUGAAUUUUGUGAACAUAAUACAGAAGCACUUACCAAUAUAGGUUUGCGGUGUCCUCACAACUUUGAUGUAUGUGCAUGCCUUGUUUUCUUUUCUUUUUCAUUUUUAAUUUUCUUAGCUUUUCUAACCUUUAUCAUGUGGAGCUUGUGCAUGAGAUCCCGUUAGCAGUCAUGGAAACCCCUUCAUUAUUGGUUAAUCUGAAGUAUUUCCUGUCUUCAGGGCGUCACUCUUUUUGUUUCAUUUCCAUUUGGACUCAUCAAAUCUUGGUCUUCUAGGGGUCUUCUUGCUGUCCGCUUCUGUUGCGCUGCAUUUGAACCAGCCUACUCAUGAAGCCCGACCUCACGAGUGACACAUCAAACUGGUUUCAGAUCAGCAGCCAGGCGAUCUUCUACACACUUCUACAAGAACUGUAUCUCAGUAUGUCUCAGGAAGCGUUUCCCUUUGCUUUGAGCCCUCUGGUGCCAUUCUGGUGACCCUUGUUAUAUUAUGUAUGCAAGGGCCCUUAAUAUAACACCUUAUUAGUGUGGUCAUAUUAUGUGCAAUAACAUCCUAAGCAGGGACUGUUUCACAGCUCACAGGCCACUUCCAGUGUGGUAAAAAUCCAAGCGCCUAGCAGUUUGCUUAGACCAUGAUGUACACCACAAACUGAAGUCGACGUCAGGCUAUGCAUAUGUUAUGACGCCCGGUUGUCUGAGAGUAUUAAGCUAAUAAUAUGCUGUAAUGGGGACCGAACACAUGCAGUAACUCUGCCAACAGAGUCUUUCAAAAGAACAGCUUCUCUGCUGCUCCUCUUUGGCUCCGUUCACACUGCACUUGAAUCCAGUUUGAUUUUCUAAUCGGAUCUUUAGAAUCAUUUUGCGAGAAAUCAGCUUCAUUUGUUUGGACAGUGUAGUCAAUCUAUAUUCCAGGAAAAAAGAAAAAAAAACUUAAAAUCUGAUCAGACUGUUCACACUGAAACUGAUAUUAAUCUGACUUCAAACCACAUAUUUAUUUGUUCAAAAUCUGAUUUUAUGAGGGUUUUUUCAACUUUUGGACUACAAACAACUAAUGUCUCAUUUUGGUUCAUUUUCUUUCAAUAUUCUAGUUACAUUGCACCCCAAAAGAGUGAAAAAUGAAUUGAGAUCUGAACUGACAAUUGAACGCAUUUCUGAAAAUCUGUUUUUAAUCUGAUUUAAAACAACAUAUUCAUGUGAUUUGUAUCAGGUUUGUAAAAAUUCUGAUUUCAUGUGCUUUUUCCCCCCAUUCAGACUACAAACAACUAAACUGAUUUGAAUCAGAUACUGAAUCAGAUACUAAAUCAUAUGCUGCCUGUCUGAACAAAUAAUCCAAAAAAUGAAAAAUGAAUUGAGAUCUGAUCUGACCAUUCAGACUCAACACAUUUGUAAAAACCUGAUUUUAAUCUGAUUUCAAACCACAUGGCAGUGGUUUGAUUCCAGUUUGUAAACGAUGCAUUUCAUGUGUUUUUUUGUUGUUGUUGUUGUUAUUGUUGUUUGUUUGUUUUCAUCCAUUCAGACUAUGAACAUCUGAAAUGACUGAUAGUCUGAUACAAAAUCUGAUUUCUGUUGCCUGUCUGAACAAAUGAAGUAUGAUUAAGUGGUUCAUUUUGCUUUUACAAUUCUUUUACAAUGUAAUGCAUUUGACAAUGUUCAGGUCCAUACAGCCGUAUGCAAUCAAGCCCUUUCAAUGAAAGCUCUCUAUCUCUCUACUGUAGCAUUCUCAGCCAGCUCAUUCUGUUUUACUUCAUCUGAUGGUAAAUUAAUACAGGGCCCUGUGCCAUCUUUUAAAGGCCCUCAGUUGGACUCUGUAGAUGCAAAGGUCAUUGCAUUUAAGGUCAGUUGGUUAUAACAUCAAGCUGAAGUACAUGGUUCAUUUGCAGGAUGAGCGCUCAGGUCUGAGAGCAUCUCCGUGAGGUUCUUAUGAUUCACUUUUGACUGAACGCUAUAGAUGAUAAGCUGACUGCUGCUGGCCUAUAGAGUGUUUUUACCAGGUGCUGUCCUGUUCCCUGUCUGUUUUUGGUUUUCUAUUUGGGGAAUCUGGGGGGAAGGUUAAACAAGAUGGAAAGCCAAACUUUAAAAGCCCCGUGUUUAUUAGAAGACUUGGAUGAUAAUGCACCGUAUGUACAUAUGAAUGUUGUUUUAGAUUGUGAAAAGAGCAUGCUUUUUUUAUGUCUCAAAGAAAAAAAUCCUUUAUUGAUAUUAUUAUUAUUAUUAUUAUUAUUAUUAAAUAUUUUAAUGGUAAUUUUGUACAUCUGUAUUUUAGUUUUAUUAAUUUAUAUCAUGGCCCAGCUGUCAUUCUUCUUUUCUGGAUCAAUGAGAAGUGAUGCUAUUUUUAAAACUGGUCAGAUAAAACACUACUUAAGAAUCAAUCCUUUACCUCAGACUUCCACUCACAGCGUUUAAAAGAUUUAACAAACAGUGUAGCACGACAGACAACAUGGUGCAGUGUUGCAAGUAUUGCUUCUGGGAUUCGACCAGCAGCUUCUCUCUCUGUCUUUUCUCUCGGACACACUUUUUCGGUCUUCAGUGACCAUGUUUCUUCUCAACUACACCAUUGAGUGAAUGUCUCCACUUUACCAAAACUCUUCAUUUUAGGUGCGAGCAGCUGUAUUACUGUUGUGCUGGACAUGCCAUUUUUGUCCACCUUUCUCUUGAGUAUAUAACGCAUUCAGGGCCUGAUCAGACGUAAUUGUUACAUAAUGUACAGAUUAAAUUUUAUGCUACCAUUCCCCUCAAAUAAAGUAUAGUGACUGCUCUCAAA
Molecule: messenger RNA, 6339 nt
Organism: Cyprinus carpio (common carp)
Lineage: Eukaryota; Metazoa; Chordata; Actinopteri; Cypriniformes; Cyprinidae
Gene: acvr2aa
Product: activin A receptor type 2Aa
Exons: 12
Coding region: 1080-2690 (536 amino acids)
Biological process (GO): activin receptor signaling pathway; cellular response to growth factor stimulus; protein phosphorylation
Cellular component (GO): activin receptor complex; plasma membrane
Molecular function (GO): ATP binding; activin binding; metal ion binding
Source: RefSeq, a predicted model, not a curated record